Molecule: messenger RNA, 1533 nt
Organism: Olea europaea var. sylvestris
Lineage: Eukaryota; Viridiplantae; Streptophyta; Magnoliopsida; Lamiales; Oleaceae
Exons: 4
Coding region: 1-1533 (510 amino acids)
Source: RefSeq, a predicted model, not a curated record
AUGACAAGUGCCCGACGAAUAAUCAGAACGGAGGAAAAGGCUCAAAGGGUCGGGGAAACAAGCAACCAAUUGCAGGUACUAUCAAUAUCAUUGUCGGAGGAACAGCCUCGAGAGGAGAUUCUAGCAGCGGGCAUAAAUAUAGACAUCACUUUUGGAACGGAGGACUUGGAAGGCAUAGCAUUCCCUCAUGAUGAUAUCUGGUCAUAUCGGCCAUCAUCGCCAACUUUGAAGUCAAGAGAGCUCAAGCCAGUCAAAACACCCCUCCAAGGAUUUGGAGGUGGGGUCAUCACCCCGGAAGGAAUCGUCGGGUUGCCUUUAACAUUGGGGGUAGAGGGUAAACAGGUGACGCAAAUCACUACCUUUGAAGUUGUUCGUACGCCGAUGGCUUACAACGCCAUGCUGGGAAGAUCACUGCUCAACAGAAUUCGAGCUAUUGUCUCAACUUUCCACUUGGCUAUGAAAUUCCCAACUACCAAUGGAAUCGGGGUAGUCCGAGGUAACCAAACAGUGGCCCGACAGUGUUAUGUGACUAGAGUUCGAAAAAUCAAGAACGUCAUGCAAGUUAUAGAGCUCGAGCAUGAAAAUCACGGGAGACUGGCUCCGGUGGAAGGAUUGGAAGAGGUCGAGAUCGAGCCUCGAAGGAAAGUAACAAUUGGUCGGGGGCUAGAUACAGCGGUCAUGUUUGAACUGCUAAGUUAUCUCUCCCGCAACCUUGAUGUAUUCGCUUGGAAUGUUGAGGACAUGCCUGGAAUUGAUCCAGAGGUUGCAGUACAUAGACUUAACGUAAAUCCGGAAGCAAGAUUUGUGAAGCAAAGGAAGAGACAGUUUGCACUCGAAAGACGAGAAGUCAUAAAGGAUGAGAUUGCUAAACUCGUUAGCGCACAAUUCAUUCGAGAAGUACAAUAUCCCGAGUGGCUUGCCAACGUGGUUCUUGUCAAGAAAGCUAAUGAAAAGUGCUUCUUGGAUGCUUUCUCGAGGUAUCACCAAAUUCUGAUGGCGAAAGAAGAUCAAGAGAAGACCUCAGUCAUGGCAGAUUCAGCCAUCUAUUGCUACAGGGUCAUGCCCUUUGGACUGAAAAAUGCUGAAGCAUCAUAUCAAAGGUUGGUGAACAAGAUCUUCACCAAGUUAAUUGGGAAAACGGUCAAAGCAUAUGUGGAUGAUAUGGUGGUUAAGAGUAAACAGCUGGAUAGUCAUGUUUCUGAUCUAGAGGAAGUGUUUGCUACGUUACGGAGGUACAACAUGAAGCUCAAUCCGGCAAAGUGUGCGUUUGGGGUGGCAUCUAGAAAAUUAUUGGGUUUUAUGAUUAUACACAGAGGAAUAGAGACAAAUCCUGAUAAAAUCCAAGCUCUGAUAAGUAUGGAGGCUCCUAAGUGCAAAAGGGACAUUCAGAAGUUGACAGGUUGCGUAGCAGCAUUGAACAAGUUUGUUUCCCGGGCAGUGGACAGGUGUUUCCCCUUUUUCAAACUACUUAGGAGAAAUAGAGGGUUCGACUGGAAUGAAGAAUGCAACUUAGCUUUUCAAGAGCUCAAAUAG